Messenger RNA from Mauremys reevesii (Reeves's turtle), 1715 nucleotides. RefSeq lists its product as uncharacterized. The transcript is spliced from 7 exons. The coding region runs from base 255 to 986 and encodes 243 amino acids. The record is from RefSeq and is a predicted model, not a curated record. Lineage: Eukaryota; Metazoa; Chordata; Testudines; Geoemydidae.
GGAGAAAAUUUAUAUUGGGGGACGGGGGGAGGGGGAGAUCAAGGUCUGCCAUUCAUCCCAGAAACUAGUUUAAUGAUUUGAGGAACAAACAUCAAAUCAGUUACUGGAUCUUGGGAAGAUCAAUUGUGUACUAAAAUAAUUGAAAUAGAAAUAAAUCUAUUUCCGUUAUAACUUGGAGCAAUAGCUCAGCAUUCCUGUCAGCCUAUAUCCUCUGUCAGAGAUAUCCUCUGGUGUUCAUCCUGAAUUAUAUUCAGAUGAGCCAGGAUGCCCAUCAGGAUGGAGAAUGGAAGGAGAACAUUGGAGAUGUUUGUAUUACUGUAGUGGAGAAGCCAGUAGAGGAUUGUGCCUUUGGAAUUAGAAGGCCGAUAUUUAUCAGCCCUACCCCAGGCGAUGGGGACAGGAUCAGUGUGCUGCCCUACGAGGACGUUUCCUUCACAGUGAUGGCUGUCAGCACAAGAGAAAGGAUGGCGGACUUGCAGGUUCUGGGUCCUUACGGGCUACGCACAUUGGGUCCGUGGAUGGCAGAUGAUCUCUGCACUGUCUCUGUGAAUAUCACCUGGGAGAGCAGGAACCCUGCAAGAUCGCACCAGGUUCCUGUAUGUUUUGUGGCCAGCACAUUGUCCGGGUUACAGUCUGAGCUCAGAUGCAUUUGGAUUGUGCAGAAAGCUGCUGAUUACUCACAGGUCACAGGGGUGUUUGUAACUUGCGACGUGAAGCUGUGCCGCAGCUUGAACAGGUCCAGGCUAUGCCCUUCAGGGUGCAGGUCCUUCAAAAGCAACGAUUCGCCAUGGAAGAUACUAGAAACAAAGAUCCAUCGGAUCACCGCUGGGCCAAUCCAGAUCACCAAGGGCCCUUCCAACGGUACCAACUACGCUGCCUUAGUGGUUGGGAUAGUGCUGGGCUGCACAGUGGUGUGUAUCGUCUUUCUGCUGUUGAAGAAGUCCUUUGUGGGGGUGCCAUACAGGAAUGUAUCCCUAAGAAUAUGAAACUAUCACAGCAAAGGGCAUUUUGAGAGGAAUUCUAAAGCCACUUGAUAACUAACCCCAUACCAGAUCCAAAGCAGCAAUAAAAUGACUAUGGAAGAGUUCAAUUUUCUUCAUUCCACAAAGGGCCAGUUACAGUGUUAGCAGAUGUCUCAACUACCAUUGCAAAGGAAUCAUAAAAGUUUCUUUGUUCAGGUGAGGCACUGCAAGUGUCUGUUACAUUUGCAGAGCUGCUACAAUGUCUGCAGCUGUGUUUUAGUAUGCCAAUAAGCCAAAAGAAAACUGGAUUUUAAGAGGAAUUACAAGUCUAAUUUUAAACUGAGAAAAAGAUGGAAAUACACACUGAAGGUUAUUAUUCAGUAUCCACCUCUCAAUUUGGUGAAGUCCAAGUGUGAGAACAAGACCCAUACUAAGAAAUAACAAAAAAACAGCAGAUAUGUUCAGACAAUGCAAGAGCCUUUUCUUUAGAGUGACACUGGCACUGUUUUUUGACUUUUUUACAAUAUUAAAAGUACACUUGCUAUUUGUGAGGCAUAGGGACAAAUUUAAGUCUCUACUGAUGGAAACUUGACACACAUAAUAAAGGUUGCUGCUUGGAUGCAAGAGCUGAGAUGCCUACUAUGCAUACUUCUCAACCUGCCAAGACCCAAACACAGAACAAUACUCUGCAUAACAAUGUGGGCAGAUUCAAAAAGGGACAAAAAUUAUUCAGGCAGGAAACUUCAAAUGCCA